This is a messenger RNA of Rhopilema esculentum, 738 nucleotides long. NCBI's taxonomy places the organism in Eukaryota, Metazoa, Cnidaria, Scyphozoa, Rhizostomeae, Rhizostomatidae. The record is from RefSeq and is a predicted model, not a curated record.
AUGAUUCGGUCUGUCAAGCGCUGUUUGAUCAAAAUUGUUGGGCGAGCAUUGGUCUCAUACGACGAGUUAACAACCUUGAUUAUCGAAAUUGAAAAUGUAAUAAAUUCUCGUCCUAUUACAUACGUUGUAGAUGAUAGCGACGGAAUAUCAUACCCUCUUACACCGUCUCAGUUAGUAAAUGGCAGAAACUUGAACAGCUCUCCGAAUGAUGCACAUUUUGAGAUCAUAAAUACGUACCAAGGUUUAUCAAGACGGGCUAAAUAUCACAGACAAUUAUUAUCGCAAUUUUGCAAUCGAUGGAAAAAUGAAUAUUUGCUUAGUUUGAUGGAAAAAUAUAGGCCCUCAGAUGAUUCUAUGUUUAAUCCAGAUAUCAAGGUCAAUGACAUAUGUAUAUUACGCAAUUCUCAAGUCAAGAGAGCCUUUUGGAAACUUUGUAAGGUUGAACAGUUAGUUACAGGUAGAGAUGGCUCAGUCAGAUCAGCACAAGUUUCAGUUUUAUCGCAUGGCAGUAAGAAGUUGUUUUUAAGAUCUUUGAAGCAGUUAGUUCCUCUAGAAAUAAGAGCUACGUCCACGCCUGAUAAGCAUUCAUCAAUUGAAGCUAGUCCCACUGUGACGCAAGCGCCAAGCACUAACGCGCAAGCGCAGAAUAUCACAACGCAUGCUCACAAUCAACAGUCCGGUAGAGCUAGACGGAACGCAGCGGUUAUUGGUGAAUUAAUACGUAAAUACAGAUCCUGA